This is a messenger RNA of Pelagomonas calceolata, 776 nucleotides long. The record is from the annotation of a GenBank genome assembly. Lineage: Eukaryota; Pelagophyceae; Pelagomonadales; Pelagomonadaceae.
AGCGCAGCCGCAAUUGCAGCAUUUAUGCCAUUACGGGCUACAGUGCACUCGUACAGGAUGGCCCUGCGAGUUAGAGCAUCGCUUAUAGCGAGACAGCUGCGUUCCAGGCCAGCAUCACACUGCACCACCAGACACGCGACGCCGUCGCGGAGGCAUGCGUUGUCGCUGCCGCCCGGCUGCAGCUACCACGCCGACUUCCUCACGGUUGACGAGCAGGACGCGCUCGUCGAGGCCAUCAAGGCGCGGCUCAAGGGCACCGGCUACGAACGGGAUCACUGGGAUGCAGUUAUCGACCGCUAUAGAGAAAGGGAGAUGCUGUCCGUCGACGACGACCUGGCCGAGGCCGCGGUCGAGAAGGUGCGCGCGUUUUUGAGAAGCGAGCAGGGCGUCACGAGCUUCCUGCCGCCGCACUGCAUCGACCUCGCCGCGGACGGCGGCGUCAUACGCCCGCACAUUGAUUCGAUCAAGUUCUCGGGGCGCGUCGUGGCGGGUGUGUCGUUGGUGUCGGCGGCGACGAUGGUGCUCGCCGAGGCCGACCCGGCGACGGGCGAGCCGCGGCCCGGCGCGCGAGAGAGCGAGCUGAGGUUAGAGCCGGGCUCGCUCUACGUCCUCGCGGACGAGAGUCGCUACGAUUAUGCGCACGCGAUCGCGCCCGAGGGAAGAAGGUUGUCGCUCAUUUUGAGGGAUGCGCCGGAGGACUUCGAGCAGCGGAGCUUGUAGUGUUAUUUGUGUUUAAGAAUCAGUUAUACAAGCAGUGUGGGAUAGGUAUGAAUUUC